CUGGGCAAUACCUGCUCGACAAAUAUAUGCCACCCGUAGCUGGUACUCUAAGAUGGACGAACAAUUUAGCCGCGAGACUUACUGGGCCACUUCAAAACUUCAAAUCAUUACAGCAUCCAAUCGUCGAAAGUCCAAGGGCAAUGAGUAUCAUUACGAGAGCUGAGAAAUUUCUAGACACGAUCAAAGAAUUCAACACAAAGACAUUCAACGAAUGGGCAGAACAAGUCCCUACUCAAAUACAGUGUAGCUUGAAACAAUGUUUGUUAGAAAGGAACUCCAAAACUAAUGAGUUAAACAUGAAUUUCAAUCCACAGCUGACAGCCGUUCUUAGGGAGAUACGUUAUCUGAAAUUAACAGGCCAGGAAAACAUAUCUGAAGAUAUUCUGAAAAUAUCCGAAAAGGACCAGAUUUUGCAGAAAUAUAUUUCAGUUUUAACUGCGACUGUUACUUGGUACAAUACUGUCAAGAAAUCGUCAAGGGAAGUGGAGUUUCAUUUGAUUGAGAACGAUAUUUUAAAAAUCGAUGAAAUGGUACAAAUUGGAGAGAAGGAUCUCAACUGGGAGUCAACUGAUAUAUGGACGUACUUGACCGAUUUGCAUCUACUGAUCGGAAACUUGCACAACAACCUCCAAAAAUGUCAGGAUAACUUGCAGGCGAUAAAAAAUAUCCUCGUACCUUUUGCACGUCAUCCACUUUUCGAACGCAAAGACGGCAAGAAAGACGGUUUCUUAGACAUUCAAAAUAAAGAAGAAAUACUCAACAAGCGAAAGACAGACCUAAUGAAUGCUUCUGUGGAAGUAAGGAGACUUCUAGAUGAGAAUAUGCAGAUCUUUGGUAUGAGAGACAAGCAGGAUGAUAAGAAAUGGAUUCAAUAUGAAGAUUAUAUUGAUGAUAUUGUCACAAAUUAUCUCUACCAAUCGGUUGGAUGCUGCCUGGGGUACAUCAACGAACAUAUGGAUCCCAGCAACAACUUGGCACCUCUAUUUGAGUGCCAAUUAGAGCUUCUUGAACCAAACAUAGUCUUUACCCCAUCUUUGGACCCAAACAACCCAAAAGGUCUAAGGUGUUUCGUCAAAGAUCUCAUUGACAAGAUCACUGAAACCAUCGUCGUAGUGGACAGAUUCUCGAAAAAGAAAACAAUACCAUACAUUGACGAGAUCGUAUCAAAUAGAGACAUAGUUGAUAUUAAAGAAGAUAUCUUAAAAAGCAUAGAUAAGGUUAUAGAAGAGGCAUACCAGUUCAGCGAAAACUUUGAUAACUAUUCUUAUCUCUGGUUGGAUGAUCGCCACGAGUAUCUGUAUGAGUUUUUGAAUUACGGAAGACAACUCACAGCUGAAGAAUUAGAGUACAUUAGUUUGAAAGACCCGUUGGCUCCGAAACCGUCGCCACCUAGGAUGGAGCAGUUCAGGGAGCAAAUUGACAACUUUGAAAACAUUUGGAGCGAGGUAGAAAAAAUGAAGGAAUCAGAAAUUUUCCACAACUGGUACAAACUAGAUGUCAGACCCUUCAAGCAAGCUUUGUUAAACACUAUACGCAAAUGGGGAAAUAUGUUUAAAGAGCAUCUUGUUAAUACGGUUACAAACAGUUUGUCUGACUUGAGUCAGUUCAUACGACGUGCUGACGAAGGUCUACAACAAAGCAUUGCUGAAGGAGACUAUCAGACGCUUGUGAAUGUCAUGGGCUUCCUUCUGAACGUCAAAGAUAGGCAAGCAACUACAGACGAAAUGUUUGGGCCACUAAGAGAAACAAUCGAGCUCCUAAAGUACUACGAUCAAGAUAUUCCAGAAGAAGUUAACGUGUAUUUACAAGAACUUCCUGAACAGUGGAACAAUACCAAAAAGAUUGCAGUUACAGUCAAGCAACAGGUGGCACCACUGCAAGCGGCCGAAGUUGCUUGCAUCAGAAAACGUAUCGUUGAUUUCGAUCAUAGGGUAACGUACUAUCGUGAGGUAUUCAAAAGAUACGCGUUCUUCAGAUACAAUUGUCCAAAACCAUAUGACAUGGUAGAUAGAGUUGACGAGGAUCUUAGAAAACUAGAGAAGGAGAUGAGAGACAUCCACGAAUCUGGUUCUCUGUUUGAAGUGAACGUCCCGGAGUUCAAGAUUCUGAGGCAAUGCAGGAGGGACCUUCGACUGCUUAAGCAACUGUGGGACUAUGUGCAUAUAGUUCAUUCCUGCGUGGAUGAUUGGAAAACGACAGCUUGGAGAAAAAUAGACGUCGAAAAUAUGGAUAUAGAGUGCAAGAAGUUCGCUAAAGAAGUAAAAAUGUUAGACAAAGAAAUGCGGCUUUGGGAUACAUAUAUUGGAGUGGAAUGUACUGUGAAAAAUACUUUGACUUCCUUGAAGGCUGUUGGAGAGCUACAGAAUCCUGCGAUCAGGGAAAGACAUUGGGAUCAGCUGAUGACAAGCACAAAGACGAGGAUCGUUAUGGACGCUAACACAACCCUGGCAGACCUGCUAGAAUUAAACUUACACGAAUGCGAAGAAGAAGUCAAGAAUAUCGUAGACAAAGCUGUUAAAGAGAUGUCAAUGGAAAAGAUCCUCAGAGAGCUUAAUAUAACUUGGUCAGCCAUGGAGUUUGAACAGGAGUUACAUGCCAGGACCGGUUGUACGUUACUGAGAGCCAGCGAAGAGCUGAUUGAAACUUUGGAGGAAAAUCAGGUUCAAAUGCAAAAUCUGAUCACUUCAAAGUUUAUUGCACAUUUCUUGGAAGAAGUGUCAUCUUGGCAGUAUAAACUGGGAUUAGCGGAUCAAGUGAUAUCGAUUUGGUUCGAAGUUCAGAGAACAUGGAUGCAUCUAGAAUCGAUAUUUAUGAGCUCGGAAGAUAUCAGAAAGCAAUUGCCAGAGGACUCUGCUAGGUUUGACAAUACUGAUAAGAAUUUCAAGGAAUUGAUGAAAGAAAUGGCAAAAAUACCUAAUGUCAUCGAGUCUACAAAUCGACCAGGGUUACUUGAAGUCCUGGAAGCCUAUCAGAAGGACCUAACACUUUGCGAAAAAGCUUUGGCGGUAUACCUGGAAACUAAGCGGCUUGCUUUUCCAAGAUUCUAUUUUGUGUCAUCUGCAGAUCUAUUAGAUGUACUUUCUAACGGCAAUCAGCCAGAACUAGUCGUAAAGCAUUUGACAAAAUUAUUUGAUUCCAUCGCAAAGCUGAAUUUUGGCAAAAAAGAAGACAACACACUUGAUAAGUCUAUCAUUGGAAUGUAUGCGAAAGACGGAGAAUAUGUCCAGUUCAACCAAACAACGUCAUGUGAUGGACCCGUAGAAGUUUGGUUGAAUCGAGUCCAAGAUUCAAUGAGAUGCUCGAUAAGACUUUACAUCGGAGAUGGGGUGCUUUCUUAUGAAGAAAAACCAAGAGAUCAAUGGUUAUUUGACUUUCCAGCACAGGUUUCCCUAUGCGGUACACAAAUUUGGUGGACUACAGAAGUGAACAUAGCAUUUUCAAGGCUUGAGGAAGGUUACGAUAAUGCUCUGAGAGACUACUACAAAAAACAGGUGUCACAACUAAGCACCCUUAUAUCACUUCUGCUGGGUGAUCUAUCAAAGCAAGACAGGCAGAAGAUCAUGACGAUAUGCACGAUAGAUGUACACUCAAGAGAUGUCGUAGGGAAACUCAUCCAAAUGAAAGUAGAAAGCGCUUCCGCCUUCCCAUGGGUAUCUCAAUUGAGACACAGAUGGCAAGAGAGCGAGAAGCAGUGUUACGCUAAUAUAUGCGAUGCUCAGUUUCGAUACAGUUAUGAGUACUUGGGAAAUACGCCUCGGCUGGUGAUAACUCCAUUGACAGAUAGGUGUUAUAUCACAUUGACUCAGUCUUUGCAUCUUGUGAUGGGAGGUGGCCCAGCAGGACCGGCUGGUACAGGAAAAACUGAGACCACAAAAGACCUUGGUCGAGCUUUGGGAAUAAUGGUUUAUGUCUUUAAUUGCUCGGAACAGAUGGAUUAUAAAUCUUGCGGUAACAUUUACAAAGGCCUCGCUCAAACGGGUGCUUGGGGCUGCUUCGAUGAAUUCAACAGAAUAUCUGUUGAAGUACUUUCAGUGGUAGCGGUGCAAGUAAAAUCAGUUUUGGACGCUAUCAAAAAUAAAAAAAUAACAUUCGAUUUUAUGGGAGAUAUGAUAAACCUGGUACCAACCGUGGGGAUUUUCAUAACAAUGAAUCCUGGAUAUGCUGGCAGGACUGAGCUUCCUGAAAAUCUGAAAGCCUUAUUCAGGCCUUGCGCGAUGGUAGUCCCAGAUUUUGAAUUGAUUUGCGAAAUAAUGUUAGUAGCCGAAGGCUUCCAAGAAGCGAAAAUUCUAGCUAGGAAAUUCAUAACAUUGUAUACUUUAUGCAAGGAACUUCUGUCAAAACAAGACCAUUAUGACUGGGGUCUCAGAGCGAUCAAGUCAGUUUUAGUUGUAGCAGGAUCACUGAAGAGAGGCGAUCCAGGAAGGCCUGAAGAAGAGGUCUUGAUGAGGGCUCUAAGGGACUUUAACGUCCCAAAAAUCGUCACUGAUGAUACCCCUGUUUUUAUGGGUCUUAUAGGAGACCUAUUCCCCGCACUGGAAGUACCUAGGAAAAGAGACGCUGAAUUUGAAAGAACUGUGAAACAAGCAGCAAUGGAUUUGAAGCUGCAACCCGAAGAUAACUUCAUUCUGAAAGUUGUCCAGCUUGAGGAACUGUUGGAAGUACGACACUCCGUAUUCAUAGUAGGUAAUGCGGGUACAGGCAAAACCGAGGUCUGGAAAACCCUUUUCAAAACGUACGUGAACAUCAAAAGAAAACCUGUGUACAACGACUUGAACCCAAAAGCGGUGACAAACGAUGAACUAUUUGGUAUCAUAAAUCCGGCGACCAGAGAAUGGAAAGAUGGCCUUUUAUCCGUCCUGAUGCGAGACCAAGCAAAUUUGCAAGGAGAAAACCCCAAAUGGAUCGUAUUGGAUGGCGAUAUUGACCCAAUGUGGAUAGAGUCUCUCAACACUGUCAUGGAUGAUAACAAAGUGCUCACGUUGGCUAGCAAUGAAAGAAUCGCUCUAACGCCAACUAUGAGACUGCUGUUUGAGAUAUCGAAUCUCAGAACUGCUACUCCUGCUACAGUCUCUAGAGCUGGGAUUUUGUAUAUAAAUCCACAAGACCUGGGAUGGAAUCCAUAUGUUACAAGCUGGAUAGACACUCGUGAAAAUCAAACUGAAAAGUCUAACUUAAUAAUGCUAUUCGAUAAAUACAUACCGAUUUGUUUGGAAAAUGUGCGAACCCGAUUCAAGAAGAUUACACCAAUUACAGAAACCUCGCAUCUAGCUAUGUUAUGUCAUCUCCUAGAAUGUCUUUUGAUACCUAGCAACGUACCACCAGACUGUCCCAAGGAACUGUAUGAACUAUACUUUGUUUUUUGCUGUGUGUGGGCAUUUGGAUCUGCAAUGUUCCAAGAACAGGCGACUGACUACAGGGUAGAAUUUACAAAAUGGUGGGUGAACGAGUUCAAAACUGUGAAAUUUCCAACAGGUGGAACUGUGUUUGAUUACUACAUAGAUUUUGAAUCCAAACAAUUUGUUCCCUGGACAGAGAGCCUGGGCCGUUUUGAGCUAGAUCCAGAUGUUCCAUUGCAGGCCGUUCUUGUACAUACAGCAGAAUCCAUACGAAUAAGAUACUUCCUGGACCUGCUCAUGGAAAAACGCAAUCCCGUAAUGCUGGUAGGGACAGCGGGAUGUGGAAAAACAGUCUUAGUCAAGGAUAAACUUGGCGCUCUUUCAGAAAACUACGCAAUAACUAACGUUCCGUUCAAUUUUUAUACCAGCUCGGAAAUGCUGCAAAAGAUUCUGGAGAAACCUUUAGAGAAGAAGGCUGGAAGAAACUACGGUCCGCCUGGGAAUAAGACCAUGGUUUAUUUCAUAGAUGAUAUGAACAUGCCUGAAGUAGAUGGAUAUGGAACUGUUCAGCCACAUACUUUGAUUAGACAGCACCUUGACUACAAUCACUGGUACGAUAGAAAUCGCCUUACUCUGAAGGAAAUCCACAACUGUCAGUACGUCGCUUGCAUGAACCCAACUGCCGGAAGUUUCACGAUCAAUCCGAGACUUCAACGACAUUUCUGCGUAUUUGCUAUCAGUUUUCCUGGAACUGAAGCUUUGAAUAUGAUAUAUCAUUCGAUCCUGAGUCAACAUCUCACCAACCCUGAAUAUAAAUUCCCUUCUUUCAUAUGCAAGCUGAGCGAUAACAUAGUGAACGCUUCAGUAGCACUACAUCACAAAGUGUCACAGAUAUACUUGCCGACAGCUGUGAAGUUUCAUUAUAUAUUCAACUUGAGAGAUAUCUCCAACGUUUUUCAGGGUUUAUUAUUCAGUACGAAUGACUGCCUGAAUCAACCAUUUGAUUUGGUUCGUCUAUGGGUUCAUGAGUGUCAAAGGGUAUACGGAGACAAACUGAUAGAAGAAAAAGAUAUAGACUCAUUCAGCAAACUACAGCUCGAUAUAUUUAAGAAAAAUUUUGAGGAAAUUGACGAAUCCAUAGUAUUUGAAAAACCAAAUAUCUACUGUCACUUUGCUGGUGGUAUCGGAGAGCCGAAAUAUAUGCCCAUCAAAAAAUGGAUUGAUCUGACCAAGCUAUUAAAUGAGGCUUUAUCUAGCUAUAACGACUUGGUAGCUGCUAUGAACUUAGUAUUGUUUGAAGACGCAAUGAUGCAUAUUUGUCGAAUUAAUCGAAUCUUAGAGUCCCCAAGAGGAAGCGCUUUGCUUGUCGGUGUAGGUGGUAGUGGCAAACAAUCUCUAGCAAGGCUGGCCGCGUUCAUAUCAUCGUUAGAAGUAUCACAGAUACAACUGAAGAAGGGUUACGGAGUACUUGACCUAAAAAAGGAAAUGGCAGUCCUUUACUUGAAAAGCGGCCUUAAAAAUGUUGGCAUCAUGUUUCUGAUGACGGAUGCGCAGGUGCCCAACGAACAGUUUCUAGUUCUGAUAAACGAUAUGCUGGCAUCUGGAGAGAUUCCAGAUAUGUUUCCGGACGACGAAAUUGAAAAUAUAAUUGCGGGUGUAAGAAAUGAGGUUAAAGGUGCUGGAAUCUUGGACACUAGAGAAAACUGCUGGAAAUUCUUUAUAGAAAGAGUUCGAAGACAAUUAAAAGUAGUAUUAUGCUUCUCGCCAGUCGGUUCUACUCUCAGAGUUAGAUCGAGAAAGUUUCCUGCAAUCAUAAACUGUACGCAAAUCAACUGGUUCCACGAAUGGCCGCAAGAGGCGCUUGUAUCGGUAUCGUUGAAGUUCUUGCAAGAAGUUAGCGUUUUGCCUGGAGACCUUCGGGAUUCUGCGGCUCGUUUCAUGGCAUACGCCCACACUUCUGUGAAUACGAUGUCGAAGUUAUAUUUACAAAAUGAGAGACGAUACAACUACACGACACCAAAGUCGUACCUUGAACAAAUCACGUUGUAUUCUAAGUUACUGAAUCAGAAAGCCGAGGAGCUUGAAUCAAAAAUAAAGCGUUUGGAAAAUGGCUUAGAGAAACUUAGGACCACUGCAAUUCAAGUAGAUGAGCUCAAGAAAAAACUAGCAGUACAAGAGAUCGAACUCAAAGAAAAAAAUGAGGCUGCGGACGAACUGAUCAAAAUCGUCGGCAUCGAGACUGAAAAAGUGUCUAUCGAAAAAAAUCUGGCAGACGAAGAAGAAGAAAAGGUAGCUACAAUAGCAGAAGAGGUAUCCAAGAAACAAAAAGAUUGCGAAGAAGAUCUAAGGAAGGCAGAACCCGCUCUGAUAGCAGCACAGGAGGCUCUGAAUACCCUGAACAAAGCCAACUUGACAGAACUGAAAUCGUUCGGGUCACCACCUGCAGCGGUUACUAACGUUACUGCAGCUGUGAUGGUACUUCUUUCGCAAGAUGGCAAAGUACCUAAAGAUAGAAGUUGGAAAGCUGCAAAAAUCGUUAUGGCCAAGGUUGACACUUUUCUAGACGCCUUAAUAAACUACGACAAAGAAAACAUCCAUCCUGAAGUAAUCAAAUCAAUAGAACCCUAUCUGAGGAAUCCAGAGUUUGAACCAGAGUUUGUUCGCUCCAAAUCUGCAGCAGCCGCUGGACUUUGCGCUUGGGUCAUAAACAUAAUCAAAUUCUACGAGGUGUUUUGUGAUGUAGAACCUAAGAGAAAAGCUCUGGCAGCUGCAAAUGCCGAACUAGCAGCAGCCAAAGAGAAGCUGGACUCGAUUAAGAAGAAAGUUGUUUCUCUAGAAGAGCAGUUGGCAAAACUGACAGCGGAUUUCGAAAAAGCUACCCACGAGAAGCUGUUAUGUCAACAAGAAGCAGAUGCUACGAAUGCCACCAUCCAAUUGGCCAAUCGUUUGGUAGGUGGCUUGGCAAGUGAGAAUGUACGUUGGGCAGAAGCAGUGAAUAGUUUUCUGGAGAAUGGCAAGAUGCUGCCAGGUGAUGUUCUCCUAACAACUGCCUUCAUCUCAUAUGUAGGAUGUUUCACCAAGCAAUAUCGCCUGGAUCUACUUCAUAAGAUGUGGCUACCGUUUUUCAACAAUUUAGAUCCUCCUAUACCGAUCACGGAGAACCUAGAUCCACUGCUGCUUUUGACAGAUGAUACGAUUAUAGCGAAAUGGCAGAACGAAGGAUUACCAAGUGAUAGAAUGUCCAUUGAAAACGCCACAAUAUUAUCCAAUUCUGAAAGAUGGCCUCUGAUGAUUGAUCCACAGCUCCAAGGAAUCAAGUGGAUCAAACAACGAUAUGGAUAUGAUCUGAAAGUGAUUCGUUUAGGGCAAAAAAGCUACCUGGAAGUAAUUGAGAAAAGCAUCACACAGGGUGCAACGGUACUAUUAGAAAAUAUUGAAGAAACCGUCGAUCCUGUUUUGGACACACUCUUGGGAAGAUACCUGAUCAAAAAGGGAAAGGCCAUAAAGAUAGGUGACAAAGAGAUAGAAUAUAAUCCUAAUUUCCGCUUGAUACUGCAUACAAAACUAGCAAACCCCCACUAUAAGCCAGAGAUGCAAGCACAAGCAACUUUGAUCAAUUUCACAGUUACUAGAGAUGGUCUUGAAGAUCAACUCCUUGCUGAAGUUGUUAAGGCUGAGAGGCCUGAUCUCGAGGACUUGAAGGCUGACUUAACAAAACAGCAGAACGACUUCAAAAUAACGCUCAAAACCCUUGAAGAUGAUCUUUUAUCCAGACUAUCUUCUGCCGGAGGAAACUUAUUGGGUGACACGACGCUAGUAGAAAAUCUGGAGACGACAAAAAGAACAGCGGCAGAAAUAGAACAGAAAGUAGCCGAAGCCAAAGUGACAUCUCAAAAAAUUGAUCAGGCUCGCGAAUACUAUCGACCAGCAGCUGCUAGAGCUAGUUUGUUGUACUUCAUAUUGAACGAUUUGAAUAUGAUCAAUCCCAUCUACCAGUUUUCCUUGAAGGCAUUCAGUGUGGUGUUCCAAAAAGCCAUCGCUAAAGCUGAUCCAGCAGAAACAGUGGCUGAAAGAGUCAACAAUCUGAUCGCGUGCAUUUCAUUUUCGGUUUUCCAAUACACAACAAGAGGAUUAUUUGAGUGUGAUAAGCUUAUUUUUGCUUCGCAAAUGACAUUCCAGAUCCUACUGAUGAAUGAAGAAAUACAAGCUAUGGACUUAGACUUCCUUCUGAGAUUCCCCAUAAAGCCGCAUGUCAGCAGUCCUGUGGAUUUUCUCGCCAAUAAUAGUUGGGGAGGGAUUUGCAGUUUGGCAACGAAGGACGAGUUCAGAAAUCUAGACAGGGACAUCGAGAAUAAUCCGAAACGGUGGAAAAAGCUAGUGGAGUGCGAGUGUCCGGAAAAAGAAAAAUUCCCACAGGAAUGGAAGAAUAAGACUGCGCUGCAGAGGUUGUGCAUGAUGAGGGCUUUGAGACCGGAUAGGAUGAUAUACGCAAUGAUGGCAUUUAUCGAAGAAAAACUGGGCAGCAAAUACGUCGACAACAAAACCCUAGAGUUCGAAAAAUCUUUCGAAGAAGCCAGUCAAUCAACCCCUAUCUUUUUCAUCCUAUCACCAGGAGUCAACCCUUUGAAAGACGUCGAGGAACUGGGAGAAAAACUGGGCUUCACUUUGGACAAAGGCAACUUCCACAACGUCAGUUUGGGCCAAGGCCAGGAAGUUGUGGCAGAAAAAGCGAUGGAAGUAGGGGCCAAGCAUGGCCACUGGGUCGUGCUGCAGAACAUACACUUGGUGAAGAAGUGGUUGCCAGCAUUAGAGAAGAAUCUGGAAAAGUAUGCUGAAGGGUCUCAUCCUGAUUAUAGGGUGUUCAUGAGUGCUGAACCAGCUGCUAGUCCUACUGCUCACAUUAUACCUCAGGGGAUUUUGGAGUCUUCGAUUAAAAUCACCAAUGAACCACCGACAGGGAUCAAAGCGAACCUCCACAAAGCCCUAUCAAACUUUAAUCAAGAAACGUUGGAGCAAUGCAGCAAAGAAGCCGAAUUCAAAGUCAUACUCUUCUCUCUCUGUUAUUUCCACGCUGUGGUAGCAGAACGAAGAAAAUUCGGCCCACAAGGUUGGAACAAAAUAUAUCCUUUCAACGUCGGUGACCUAACGAUCAGUGUUUUUGUCCUCUACAAUUACCUGGAGGCUAAUACCAAAGUCCCGUGGGAAGACCUUAGAUUCCUGUUCGGUGAAAUCAUGUAUGGAGGUCAUAUAACUGACGACUGGGAUAGGAGGUUGUGUAUUUCGUAUUUGGAAGAACUUUUACAACCAGAUCUGGUUGAUGGUGAACUGCAUCUAGCUCCAGGCUUCAUGGCACCGCCUAACACAGACUACCAAGGUUACCACCAGUACAUAGACGAUAUGAUGCCUCCGGAAUCACCAGUGUUGUAUGGCUUGCAUCCUAAUGCGGAGAUUGGUUUUUUGACGACUACCGCUGAUAACUUGUUUAGGACCGUUUUCGAAAUGCAACCAAGAGAUGGAGGAGCUACUGGCGGUGCUACGGUGACCAGGGAGGACAAAGUGAAACAGAUGAUAGAUGAAAUGGUGGAAAAGUUGCCAGAGGAAUUCAACAUGACCGAAAUUAUGGGGAAAGUAGAAGAACGUACUCCAUACGUCAUUGUAGCAUUUCAAGAAUGUGAAAGGAUGAACUUCUUAACUGGAGAAAUAAGAAGAUCUCUAAAAGAGCUGGAAUUAGGCAUUAAGGGAGAACUGACAAUAACCUCAGACAUGGAAGAUUUAGAAAAUGCUCUGUUUUUGGACCAAGUGCCUCCAGUUUGGGCAGCUAGAGCUUAUCCUUCACUUCUAGGACUAACAUCUUGGUUUGUGGACUUGCUUUUGAGGAUCAGGGAGCUCGAAACUUGGUCUACUGACUUUGUGUUACCAGCCUCUGUUUGGUUAGGAGGUUUCUUCAAUCCGCAGUCACUGCUUACUGCAAUAAUGCAGAGCACUGCUAGAAGAAACGAGCUACCGCUUGACAAGAUGUGCUUGCAGUGUGACGUCACCAAGAAACAAAAGGAAGAUUUUACGAGCGCCCCCAGGGACGGAGCCUAUAUCCACGGCUUGCACAUGGAAGGCGCAAAAUGGGACGUGCAAGCUGGUAUCAUCAUGGAUUCCAGAUUGAAAGAACUCUUCCCAGCGAUGCCCGUCAUAUACGUCAAGGCGAUCACACAGGACAAACAGGAUCUGAGGAAUAUGUACCAAUGUCCGUUGUACAAGACUAGAACCAGGGGCGCGACAUACGUAUGGACGUUCAAUUUGAAGACUAAGGACAAACCGGCCAAGUGGACUUUGGCUGGAGUCGCACUUCUGCUUCAAACUUAA
Acanthoscelides obtectus is the source of this 11693-nucleotide messenger RNA. The record is from the annotation of a GenBank genome assembly. NCBI's taxonomy places the organism in Eukaryota, Metazoa, Arthropoda, Insecta, Coleoptera, Chrysomelidae.